CAACGAAACGUCGCUCGUUGACUCCCUCCCAUCACCCUUUCGACCUCGAUUUCCCCGUUCGGCCGACUCAGCAGCGACUCCAGCGACAAUGGCGGCGAUGAUGACGCAGCAGCCGCAGCAGAGCGUGUUCCCCAACAGCCACGUCGGUUUCGACACCAUCACCGACCAGAUCGAGAGGAAGUUGGUCAAGCGCGGCUUUCAGUUCAACGUUAUCUGCGUUGGACAAACCGGCCUCGGCAAAUCCACCCUCAUCAACACCAUUUUCGCCUCGCAUCUUGUUGACAGCAAAGGACGUCUCGCGCCCCAAGAGCCAGUCCGCCAGACCACCGAGAUCCACCCUGUCACUCACAUCCUCGAGGAGAAUGGCGUGCGCCUGCGCCUGAACAUUGUCGAUACUCCUGGAUAUGGCGAUUUGGUCAACAACGAUCGCUGCUGGGAUCCCAUCGUCAAGUACAUCAAGGACCAGCACAGCGCAUACCUCCGCAAGGAGCUCACUGCUCAGCGAGAGCGAUACAUCCAGGACACCCGCAUCCACUGCUGCUUGUACUUCAUUGCGCCGACUGGCCACGCUUUGAAGCCAAUCGAUAUUGUCGUGCUCAAGAAGCUCAGCGAGACUGUCAACGUCGUCCCGGUCAUUGCAAAGGCCGACAGCCUUACUCUCGACGAGCGACAAGCUUUCAAGGACCGAAUCAAGGAGGAGUUUGCCUUCCACAACAUCCGCAUGUACCCAUACGACAAUGAGGAGUAUGACUCCCAGGAGGCUGAGUUGAAUGCGCAGAUCAAGUCCACCAUCCCAUUCGCUGUUGUCGGCAGCGAGCGCAACAUCAACGUCAACGGCAAGACUGUUCGCGGCCGCCAGACUCGCUGGGGAACCAUCAACGUCGAGGACGAGAACCACUGCGAAUUUGUCUACCUCCGCAACUUCUUGACCAGGACUCAUCUCCAAGACCUGAUCGAAACUACCUCGCAAAUCCACUACGAGUCUUUCCGUGCCAAGCAGCUCCUCGCCCUCAAGGAGAGCUCCGCCCAAGUCCAUGGUGGUAGCAGACCGAUCUCACCAUCCGCCGACCGCGAGCUCAGCAGACAAAGCCAGAGGAUGACUAUGAACGGGUACAACUAGAAUGCUCCCCAACACAGAAGAUACCCAGCCAUAUGGAGCAUUUCUAUUACCUACUGUCACCUCUGAUCUUGUUUAUUGUGCUUGCUGACUGCUGCUGAAGACCGCUGCCUCCACCUCCAAAUGCUGUCAUGAAAGUUGGUCCACCGCCAGGAGGAAGAACGACAGCUCCGAACACAACCGGUCCUGAUAUUCCUCGGGCUGGGCCUGGGACAGGCGGCACACCAUCCCACACUCGUGGUUUCGCCAGUCAAGAUGGUCUGUCGGAGGCAGUGAAGUUCGUGGAGUACUGAAAGAUUCGUUCCAUUCUUGUGCAUCUUUAGUGCGACACUUUCAGGGAGUGCGGUAGACGGGACCAGCAAAUGGUGAAGAGAUUGGAAGGGUUUGCGGCGACUCUGCUUUACUGAUACCAACACCAGCGAGCAUGUCUCUUUUGUUGUCGAUUUUCUUUUGGGAGAAGCGUGGAGUAUGAUGGGCGUGUAAUAGCAUAGUGCUAGUGAGAAAGUAAUUGUUCUUCCUC
Molecule: messenger RNA, 1637 nt
Organism: Pseudocercospora fijiensis CIRAD86
Lineage: Eukaryota; Fungi; Ascomycota; Dothideomycetes; Mycosphaerellales; Mycosphaerellaceae
Exons: 3
Coding region: 89-1120 (343 amino acids)
Biological process (GO): cytoskeleton-dependent cytokinesis
Cellular component (GO): septin ring; microtubule cytoskeleton; septin complex
Molecular function (GO): molecular adaptor activity; GTP binding; GTPase activity
Source: RefSeq, a predicted model, not a curated record